Molecule: messenger RNA, 1223 nt
Organism: Jatropha curcas
Lineage: Eukaryota; Viridiplantae; Streptophyta; Magnoliopsida; Malpighiales; Euphorbiaceae
Source: RefSeq, a predicted model, not a curated record
ACCUCGAUUUCAAUGAAGUUGCCUUUCUCUCCCAUCCCGUUCCGUCUUUAUUUUAUUCCCUGAGGAUCUCCUCGCUUCUUUACCGCCGUUUUCCUUCCGUCUACUCAUGCUCUCUUUACUCCUUUCUCUCUUCACUACCUGACACAUACAAAACAAUCAACCUAAUCGAACUCUUAAGUCGACAUUAUUAAUCACAUCAAAUAGUAUAUCUCCUCCCUCCCUUUCUCUCUCUCUCUCUCUCUCAAUAUAUUGUAGAAUCAUCUACUGUCCAAAAACUCGAAGAUGAUGCAGCAAGGCGGCGCCGCUGAUUUGGCUCAGCUUCAGUCCACCAUGCAAGCCAUCGAGCUUGCUUGUUCUUCCAUUCAGUGGCAGAUGCAUAUGAAUCCAGCAGCUGCAGAGACAACUAUUCUGUCUCUCAAUCAGUCACCUCAGCCAUACAAUGCAUGCCAGUUCAUUCUUGAGAAUUCUCAAGUAGCAAAUGCUAGGUUUCAAGCGGCUGCAGCAAUUCGCGAUGCUGCUAUCAGGGAAUGGGGUUUCCUCUCAGGUGAUGACAAGAAAAGCUUGAUAAGUUUUUGUCUGUGCUAUGUUAUGCAACGUGCUAGUUCACCCGAAGGAUAUGUCCAAGUAAAGGUUUCUUCUGUGGCUGCUCAAUUGAUCAAAAGGGGCUGGCUUGAUUUUACAGCUGUUGAGAAGGAUACAUUCUUUUAUCAGGUAAACCAGGCUAUUCUUGGCAAUCAUGGUGUAGAUGUGCAGUUCUCUGGAAUCAAUUUCCUGGAAUCUUUGGUAUCUGAGUUCUCACCUUCUACUUCUAGUGCCAUGGGCCUUCCUAGAGAAUUUCAUGAGCAAUGUCGGACGUCAUUUGAGCUAGAGAAUCUGAAGACAUUCUAUUGUUGGACACGGGAUGCUGCUGUAGGUGUCACAAAAAGAAUAAUUGAAUCUGAUAUGGAUGUACCAGAGGUUAAGGUUUGCACUGCUGCAUUGCGUCUCAUGCUUCAAAUCCUGAACUGGGAUUUCCGGUAUAAUUCCACUGGCAAAAAAACUUCAUUAGAUGUUUUUGCAACCGGAGUUAGAGUGGACAACUCAUCAAAGAGGUCGGAGUGUACCUUAGUGCAGAUUGCAAUGGGGUUUUUUUUGUAAGAUUCUGAAAUUGAGAUGACAAUAUCACAUGGAGUGACUCUUAAGGAUUGUUAAGCGCGUGGUAGCGUCAUUGUAUUCGCUGAUAG